Messenger RNA from Paramecium sonneborni, 2031 nucleotides. The record is from the annotation of a GenBank genome assembly. Lineage: Eukaryota; Ciliophora; Oligohymenophorea; Peniculida; Parameciidae.
AUGGAUUAAUAAGAGGGUAACUAAAUUUAAUGAAAAAUUAGGUCAAGAAUAGAUUCUAAAUAAUCCAUAAAAUUUAGAGUAGUAUAAUAAUAAUGAGUAGAGCUAGAAAAAUGAGUUUCUUGAGUAAAUUCUAAAAGCUAAAGUGAAUGAAGAUUUGAUAUAAUGGCUAAUGGGUUAAUUAAAUUAAGCAAAAGCACUUUGUUUAGAGUUAACAAAGGAAAAUGUAGAUUUAGAUUAUAACAUUAGACAAAAAAUCAAGAAACACACUUAAAGAAUUUAAUGCAAAUUAUUGACAAUUCUUUAGAAAGAACAAAAAAUUCUAAAAUUAGUUUAGAAAAUGAUAUUAGCAAUAAUUCAGUAUCUCAAGAAUCCUAUUGUAAUUAAGGGACCUCAAUCUUUUGUUAAGACAAUUUUUUAACAAAUAUAAAUUAUGUUAGUGAUAUGAACAAAUAAAUAGUUAUCUUCAAUUAAGCUAUCCUGCACUCUUCGUGUAUUAUAUUCUUAAUAGUUAUUAGAGGAUGACGACUAAUUUGAAUUCUAGAGAGGAUCAGAAUAAUUUAGACACUCUGAAUAAUAUUCAGAUUAUUAUUAAAUGCAUAAUCAUUAAUAAUAAUAAAAAUAAAUGUAAUCAAUUAUGGAUUAAGAAGUAGAUAUUUAAUCUCCUAUUAAUCAUAGGUAAGUUUUAUAAUUCAAAUUUUUAGGAUAAACCAAGAAUAAAAACAAUCAAUUUUGAAGAAAAUUAAGGCAAUUGUUGCAUAGAUUAAUUAAUAUCAAUUAGAAUAAAAUUAAUAUAAAGAAACAAUUGACAAAUAUAUGUAGGACUGGUCCAAUGAUAUUUUAAACUUAAAAAAAAGAGAGUAGGAAAUUGAAAUAGAUAAAUAUGAAAAAUCUAUUUAAUAUUAUAAUGAAUAAUAAAAAAAGUUGGAAGAAAAAUUAGAAUAAUACUAAUAUAUUGAAUCUGUUGCAAAUGAAAACAUAAAUAUUAUUUAACUUUCAUAAAAACAUUCAAAAGGAAUCUAGAAUUUUAUUUCUAAAGAAAAAUUAGAAGAGAAUUUGAAGAAUAAAAUCAAUUAAUUUGUGGAAAAAAAUUUUAAAGCUUUAAAUUUCUCUGUACAAAAAAUACUUUAAGAAGAAUCUAAAAAUUAUAAAAAUAAAAAUGAAUUGUUAUAGAAUGAAAUAGAAUCAUUAAAAUAAGGACUUUAAAAAGUGAUUAAUGAUAAAUAGGAGAUUUUAAAUGAAUUAAGUUUACAAUCAUUUAAUGAUUAAAAUGUUUGUUUUAAAAUGUAAUAAAUGCAAGAAUUAUUAAAAGAAAUAUCUAAUAAAACUAAUUAAACAACAUAGAAAUUAAAUGAUAAUAAUUUAGAUUAAAUAGUUUAAUAAAUUAAACAGAUCCGUCAUACAAUCACUGGUGAUAGUGAAAGAAAUAUAAAUGAAUUGAAUCAUAAAUUAGCUGAAAAAGAAGAGUAAAUUAAAUAAUUAAAAUAAGAUAAUUAGAAUUUAGAGAAUUAGUUAAAAAAUAAUGAAUCAUCACAAUUUUUAAGUUAGAUAAUUGUUUAGUUUUAAUAAAAAUAAGAAAGUUAAUUAAAUCAACAAGAUUAAAUUAAUUUAAAGACUAAUAAGAUAUUAGAAAUAGAAUCAACUUUGAAUAAUAUACUUAAAUAUAUCAAUAUUGAGAAAGAAAGCUUAAAGUAAUAAUAUUAAGAAGAAAAAAAUAAAGCAAUAUAAACUUAACUUGAAGGCUGUUUUAAAUUAUAAGAUAAGUCUUUACUUUAUAUACAAUUGGGACUUAAAAUAUUUCAAUAAUAUUAUUUGUCUGAAAAUUCAGAUGAUGAUGCUAUUAAAAAAUUAAUAGCUGAAUUAAUAAAAUUUCAUAAAAAAUACUAAGAAAAAAAAAAUUUCUCAUUAAAAGAUUUAAAGGAUAUUGAAAAAUUUUAUACAAAUUUAGAAAUGGAGCUUAAAAAUUUAUAUGAUAACUCUUUAGAUUUAUAUAAAAGAUUUAUAAGAGAUAUACAAUAGAGAAGAAAUUAAUGA